This is a messenger RNA of Nyctereutes procyonoides (raccoon dog), 4264 nucleotides long. It is a transcript of the gene TTL, whose product is annotated as tubulin tyrosine ligase. NCBI's taxonomy places the organism in Eukaryota, Metazoa, Chordata, Mammalia, Carnivora, Canidae. The transcript has 7 exons. The coding region runs from base 148 to 1281 and encodes 377 amino acids. Gene Ontology annotation, biological process: protein modification process. The record is from RefSeq and is a predicted model, not a curated record.
CGCCCGGGCGCGGCGCCACCGGGACCCCAGUGGCUCGGGGAGCCGGCGCGGCGGCGGGCGUCCGGGCGGCUUCCGCACUGAGCCGCCCCCCUGCCGGCUGGUCCCUGCGGCGGCGGCCCGGGCGACCCGGGCGCACGGCCCUUCGCCAUGUACACCUUCGUGGUGCGCGACGAGAACAGCAGCGUCUACGCCGAGGUGUCGCGGCUGCUGCUCGCCACCGGGCACUGGAAGAGGCUGAGGCGCGACAACCCCAGGUUCAACCUGAUGCUGGGCGAGAGGAACCGGCUGCCCUUCGGGAGACUGGGUCACGAGCCUGGGCUGAUGCAGUUGGUGAAUUACUACAGGGGGGCUGACAAACUGUGUCGCAAAGCUUCUUUAGUGAAGCUAAUCAAGACAAGCCCAGACCUGGCUGAGUCCUGCACAUGGUUUCCAGAGUCCUAUGUGAUUUAUCCAACUAAUCUCAAGACCCCAGUUGCUCCAGCACAGAAUGGAAUCCAUCCACCGAUCCAUAACUCAAGGACAGAUGAAAGAGAGUUCUUCCUGGCUUCUUACAAUAGAAAGAAAGAAGAGGGAGAGGGCAAUGUUUGGAUUGCAAAGUCAUCAGCCGGUGCCAAAGGUGAAGGCAUCCUCAUCUCCUCGGAGGCUACAGAGCUUCUGGAUUUCAUUGACAACCAGGGUCAGGUGCAUGUGAUCCAGAAAUACCUUGAGCACCCUCUGCUUCUGGAGCCAGGUCACCGCAAGUUUGACAUUCGAAGCUGGGUCUUGGUGGAUCAUCAGUAUAAUAUCUACCUCUAUAAAGAGGGUGUGCUUCGGACUGCUUCAGAACCAUAUCAUGUUGAUAAUUUCCAAGACAAAACCUGCCAUUUGACCAAUCAUUGCAUUCAAAAGGAGUACUCAAAGAACUAUGGAAAGUAUGAAGAAGGGAACGAAAUGUUCUUUGAGGAGUUCAAUCAGUACCUUAUAAGUGCUUUGAACAUUACCUUGGAAAGUAGUAUUUUACUACAAAUUAAACAUAUAAUAAGAAGCUGCCUCAUGAGUGUGGAGCCUGCCAUCAGCACCAGGUACCUCCCUUACCAGAGCUUCCAGCUCUUUGGCUUCGACUUCAUGGUGGAUGAGACGCUGAAGGUCUGGCUCAUUGAGGUCAAUGGCGCCCCUGCUUGUGCUCAGAGGCUUUAUGCAGAACUGUGCCAGGGCAUCGUGGACAUUGCCAUAUCCAGUGUCUUCCCACCCCCAGAUGUGGAGCCGCAGCACAUCCAGCCGGCUGCGUUCAUCAAGCUGUGACCGAGGGAGGUGCUCAGAGCUGCCUCAGAAGAACCACGAGCUCCUGGUCCAGGGGAAGGUGAAAGGUCAGGAUUGCUCACUACCAAGCCAGGACUGGAGAAAGAGAAGCAACCUGCAGAGCCACGGUAGAAGAGAGAACACAGUAGAAGAGAGAACACGAGAGGAAAAGGCACCUUCCCCAAAGAGUGGUUGCUCAGGGGUUCCCAGGUGGCGCUCUCAGCAUUGCUAUUAAGAUGUGAAAACUGAAGCAAAUUUCUCUGAGGGGGGAGUAAAAUAUUCUUCUAAGGGGAAAAGACAGGGAUUUGAGUAUUUUAUGUUCUUAUCCUUCAAAAAAUCCAAUUUUUAUCCUAAGGCAGCAUUGUGAGCAGCGCCUUUCCUCCCUGGGGGUUGAGACUGUCGGACCUUUGGUUGGUGUCUUUCCACCUGCUACAGCCUUAGUGCCUUAGCUCUAUGCCCAGCUGCAACCCUUCCGUCUGGGACAGGCAUUGGAUAUUAUAGAAUUUGGGAGGUUGCCAGUGUUUCCCUGCCCAUCCCUCUCCACAACACCCUGCCCAGAAAAGUCCGGACAAGCAUGCACCAACAGUCCUUGGUUUCAUGCUGGGCACCACCUCACAGCGGAGGGGGAUUUCCUCAUCAUGUUUCUGAUGGCGUUUGAUCAGUCACCCAUCAGGGUUGAUGUGGGCUGGGCACCGAAACGGCAAAUGCUGCUCUCGAUCUGCUCUGUGCAUGUUUUAGAAACCAAGCAGCAAGUCUGCCACAAACCCAUAAGCAUCAAAUAAGCAUGAGAGAGAAAAAACUCAAUGUCUUGCUUUACUUAAUAGUUGGGUGUGGUGGGUCUUUGAAAUAUGAUUCUCAGUUAUCUUUAUUUUAACCAGAAUUCUACAUGCACUUUUGCAAAGUUCCCUUUUUUUUGUUGUUGUCUUAAACUUUGUAAAAACCCCUGUCUGGGGCAGGAGUAGAAUUACACACACACACACCACCACCACCAUCACCACCACUAGGUGGCACUGCCCCAGGCACAGGUAGCUUUCCUCCAUUUUCUUGCUCUCGAAACAUCUUCCGUGGGAGCUGGAAGGGCAGGUUUUGUUCCAGGGAGGAUUCUCUGCCUGCUUGUGCCUCUUAACAUCAGGGCAAGGGUCUAAAUGAGUGUAUGUCUAGCCCAAAUGGGAGAGUCUCCUAAAAUGGAAAAGAUGUGGUUUCAGAGCUCCACAUAGCAUCUUGUAAGUCAACUAAUGUGUCCUGUUAGGUGUAAUUUCCACUUGCUGGUCAAACAUUCUGCAGAUUUUUCAGGAGGUUACAUCACUAGCCAUGGGAAGAACAAGAUGCUUCUUGUGUUCAGCGUGAGCUGAAUGAACAGGUCCUUCUUAGAGGGUCCUGGGAACCACCACAGGCCUCCUGUCCAGUACCUGCUGUGUUCUUCCUUUGUGUAUGUGUGUGCUCCAUUGUUAUUUCUGUGUGGCACCAAACAACAGUUCUGCCAUUGUGGAAACAUUUUUAAAAAGAGAAAAGAGCAAUGCCUCCUCAAACAUGAUGAGAUGUGGGAGCUCACAGUGAAGAAAGAAAUAAGGAGUAUUUAAUAGAUGCAGCAGUGGGUGUAGGAUGUGAUGACAUAAUGUCAGGGUAAAGGAGAAAGGCCCAACUGGCUUGGCUCUUCUGCAAAUUUGGAAUUACAAAAUAAAAGGCCUGAUGGUUACCCAGAAUACAGAUGAUAAAGUUUGUGUCCAGAGCAAAAUAAAACAGUCAGCAGUGAAAGUCAAUCUUGGAGGUCCAGCACUAUUGGAUUAGUCUUUGGGGACUUUGAGCAGAUCAUGACCCAUUUAGAAAGUAUUAAGAUACUGAGUCCUUGGGAAGUCUCUGUGGACUGUUGAUGGGAAAAGCAUGGAAGUUUUUAUCAUGCUAUCACAUGUGAAUGCAGAUUUGUAAUGACCUUUUGGACCUAAUUUAAAGGGACAUUUGAGAGUUUUCCAACUCUUACAAUGACAGAACUAAAUUUAGAUUUGCAAGCCCAUGGAUCUUGAUGGAUUUUUUAAGAAACAAAUCAAUAGCAUAUAUGUGAGGGAAGUAAGGCUUUAGAAAGAAAGUUGUACUUCAUUCCUCACAUGCUUUCAAUUAAGUAUCUAUUUUACGCAUUUAUUUUCGAUUGGGAUGGUUGGCUCAGAACUGUGUCCACACCCUUCCAUGAUACCUUGGGCACAGAUGAUCAUUCCUUCCUCCUCAGUUAGUCUUUAUAUAUGCAGUCUGCCGAUGUGUCGCCCAUUGAGGGGGCGGAGGUGUUGUUUAUUUAGAGAUGUUAAUUCCUAUAUUGGUCCCAUCAUUUGGCCGCACAGUGUGAGAUGAACCUGUUAACCUCUCUGUGCCUUAGUUUUUGAUCUCAUGGAAGAGAUCGUUGCCUGGGGACUACCUCAAGGACUUUUAGUGAGGACAGGUAAGAUUAGGAAGACUCGAGAACCUGUGGUACCAAGGUUCUCAGUGCUGACUUUAUGCUGGAAUCACUUGGGAAGCUUUUGAAAAAUGUUAGUUUCACCACCCUCCCUCUCUCCCACCUCUGACCAAUUAAAUCAGAACCUCAGGUGUCAGUAUGCUUUGAGAUGCCUUGAACCACUGCUUGAGAAGAAAGGACAAACACAUUACUACCUGAGAAUAAUCAAAUAAGGCCUAGGGCUUUUUUUAAAAAAGUUCUUUUUGGAAGGACAGGCAUUUCUUUAAGAAUGACCGGGUUGUUGGUCAAUGUGUUGACCUACAUUUUCAGGAUACAAGCAACUACUGUCUAAAGCAUGUUCUCUCUUUGCUUCUUGUCCCAGCAUUUGUAAACUCAAAUGUACUCUCAUUGACUUCAACAGUUUGUGAAGCCUUGACAACAAAUGUAAACAGACAGGAAUGUAUAAAUCUGCUAAGUAUAUGUUAAGGUUAUGAAUUAUUGAGAGAAAACUCCUUCCCUCGCUCUUAACUCCUGUGGUAAUUAUAAACUCAAUUUUACCCAGAA